Messenger RNA from Torulaspora globosa, 1326 nucleotides. RefSeq names its product dolichyl-P-Man:Man(5)GlcNAc(2)-PP-dolichol alpha-1,3-mannosyltransferase (gene ALG3). Gene Ontology annotation, molecular function: dol-P-Man:Man(5)GlcNAc(2)-PP-Dol alpha-1,3-mannosyltransferase activity. Gene Ontology annotation, cellular component: endoplasmic reticulum. The record is from RefSeq and is a predicted model, not a curated record. NCBI's taxonomy places the organism in Eukaryota, Fungi, Ascomycota, Saccharomycetes, Saccharomycetales, Saccharomycetaceae. The coding region runs from base 1 to 1326 and encodes 441 amino acids. The transcript has a single exon.
AUGGUCGAGAUGGUCGAGAGAGAGGCAAAGCGACUGCAGAAUGCCGGCAGACCGAAGUUUGACCUGUGGAAAGAUGCUAAGGAUGCCGUGAGGUUUCUAUCUUUCAAUCCUAAUGGCAAUGCAAUCGUGAUGCCGCUCCUAUUGAUUACGGAGUCAAUUGCUCUUAAGAUUAUUACGGCUAUGGUCCCAUAUACUGAAAUAGACUACAAGGCAUAUAUGGAGCAAAUUGAAAUGAUUACAAUCGAUAAAGAAUUGGACUACUCGCAGAUUACAGGCGGUACAGGCCGACUUGUGUACCCUGCUGGACAUGUUAUGCUCUAUAAGCUAAUGUACAAGUUGACCCAUGGAAUGGAAUUGAUACCCCAGGGGCAAAUGGCAUUCCGAUACCUAUACUUAGCAACAAUGGCUCUCCAGAUGAUCAUAUACUAUCAGCUUCAACUGCCUCCGUGGUGCGUCGUGCUUGCCUGUCUUUCAAAAAGGCUACACUCCAUUUACGUUUUGAGAUUGUUCAACGAUUGCUUCACUACCUUCUUUAUGGUCCUUACGGUACUAUUACUGAUGCAGGGUUGUAGAAAGCGCGGCGCUGCUAUAUCAAUGUUGGCCUCUCUAGUGUACAGCAUUGCCGUCAGCAUCAAGAUGAAUGCGCUUCUAUAUCUUCCUGCUUUCAUGGUCUCCGUCUUCCUUAUAAACGAGGGAAGGCUAGCGGUGACUCUCUGCUGUUUUGCAACAAGUGUCCUGUGGCAAGUUCUAGUUGCGCUGCCGUUUCUACGAACAUAUCCCAUGGAAUAUCUUCAAGGUGCUUUCAACUUCACCAGGCGUUUUCUUUUCAAAUGGAGUGUUAAUUGGCAGAUGAUAGGCGAAGAUGGGUUUGACAGCAGCAUUUUUCACCGGUCUCUUCUCAUAAGCCAAGUUCUCGGAAUAUUGUCUGUCAUUCUUUUCAAGUAUCCAACUCUGCCGAGAGAUGCAGUGAAAUCCGUAAGACAUCCGCUGUCGAAAGUUAUGCCAGCUGUAAACGCUCCAGAUGUGGUACCGUUCGUUCUAGUAACAACCAACUUUAUUGGCGUCAUCUUCUCCAGAUCGCUGCAUUACCAGUUCCUAACGUGGUACCACUGGACUAUACCUGUUCUGCUUCAUUACUCGCGGCUUCCAUGGUUCAUGGGCCCUCUGUGGUACAUGCUACAUGAGUACUGCUGGAAUUCCUAUCCGCCAAACUCCCAAGCGAGUUCUUUGCUUCUCGCCCUCAAUGCCAUUCUGCUUCUGCUGAUAAGUGCAAACAAUCUUCCAAACUACAGCAAGUUCGCUAAUGUCCGAAAGAAAGAACAAUGA